Pararge aegeria (speckled wood butterfly) is the source of this 7556-nucleotide messenger RNA. RefSeq names its product multidrug resistance-associated protein 4-like. Gene Ontology annotation, molecular function: ATP binding; ABC-type transporter activity; ATP hydrolysis activity. The coding region runs from base 56 to 7498 and encodes 2480 amino acids. Gene Ontology annotation, biological process: transmembrane transport. NCBI's taxonomy places the organism in Eukaryota, Metazoa, Arthropoda, Insecta, Lepidoptera, Nymphalidae. The record is from RefSeq and is a predicted model, not a curated record. The transcript has 37 exons. Gene Ontology annotation, cellular component: membrane.
CCAUGGAAAAUACGGGAAAACUGGUUCAUUUUCGCUGCCAACUAAACAAACCUCGAUGUGCUCCCUUAUUAUUUGGAAUAUUUCCAAGGCACUGGAAAAUAAUCCGAGUAUAGAUUUAACGCGUGCGAUACGUUCGGCGCACGAGCGUCUCGAGCUCGAGUCACGCGACGAAAGCAAGAUGAUGUCACAGGCGCCGGGGGACCGACAUAUGACCUGCGCGCUGCUGGCUUGGCACCAACUGGGGCACUCUGGCGUUGACGGGCUCUGCGAAUUUAUCGAAGAGAACCGCCACAAACCAGUGUGCAGUACCCCCGAUGAAUCCUCAAAUAAUUUUGAUAUUGAAAGAGUCAACAAAUCAGAUCCUUUUCGAACAUCAAUCAAAGUAGAACAUAAGAGUUCGAAGAAUAAUAAAGACGUUGACUCACAGAUUUUUGACACGCAGUCUCUAAUGGGGCCUGUCGUGAAGUUGCCAGUGGAAACGAUCGUGAUGCGAUUUACGCCAGCACCGCCGUGUCAACAUCAUUUGAAAAAAACACAAAAAACCCAAAAUGACGCCAAGUCGCUGAAAUGUCAAAAUAACAUAAAAAAUAAAAUAGACGCUGCCUGUUGUAUGGAUUCGGCGUGCCUACAACGCCUGUCUGAGUUAGACACUGCUGUCAACGAGCUAAGGUCACGGGCAACGAAACUGGCGCGACGAGAAGCAGAUCGAGUGGAAUUGUUGGAACGCGCUGAGGCUGCCUGGAAAGAUCUGGAGAUGGGCUUUCAGCGUCGAUUAUCUCUUGCCGAGGAGAAAGAAGAUGAUAUGGCUAAACAGAUUAAGAAAAGUAUUGAAGAACGAAACUCAUAUAAAAAUAUCAGUACAAAUUUAGCUGAAACAUUAAAGGAACGUGGAGACGCAGCGCAGCAGGAAAGAGAACGUCUUCGAGUUUUUGAGAAAGAAGUGUGCGAUCGAGCGUGUGUUCGGUUGCAAUUAAGCGAAGAGUCAGCGAAAGGAGAUGCCGCUCUGGCAGAGCAGUUAUGUCGGGCGUCGCAGUUGGAUAGGGACCUUCAAUUUAAAGAAGAGCAAGCUCGUAGAAAAGUGACAAGCCUACAGAGUGAGUUGGAGUCAUCUCAAUGCUUGACUUAUGAGGCUGAACGUGCAAUGCGUUUUGAGCUGUCUGCGUUAAAAGAGCAAAUAACAGAAGUGUCAAAGAAUUUGUUGGCAGUGGAAGACAACAAUAAUUCCAUUAAAGUUGAGCUUGACAACUUUAGACAAGAAAAAGCAAACAUCAUAGAAGAUUUAGAUGGUUGCAAAGACAUCUGUGAAAGUCGCAUGAAGGGACGAAUAGAUGAGCUGAAUCAAAAGAGAGAACUGUUAAAGGAACUUAAGGAAAGAGUUAUGGAAUGUCAGUGCAAGCGGCCUCAAGAUGUCGCCGUAGAGGUCAAACGGACUCCAUCUCUUGCAGCAUUAUGUCAUUGUACCCCAGAAGAUAAGCUUUUGGAUUCCUGUUCGUGUACAUCUUUACGAAGUCAACUUCUGUCGAAUCUUUUAUCCGAUUUAUUUGGAGGGUUGCAAACAGAGAUGGGCGCGUCUGGUUUGCUGAUGCCAUGUGGUCUGUUGUUGUGUUUAGAUGAUCGUCACAACUGGGACCGCGCCUCGGUUGUCAAAUCAAGCCUGCGCAAUUUCUUUGCGCAAUUACUCGUCGGCGAACUAGACAUUGCGAUCGCAACUUCCAUUGAAAAGUAUCAUGCAAAAUGGGUGGGAGCAUCUUGCGCAGACACAGCAAGAUUGAUACCAGAUCCCGGGGAAGAUGAGAACGAAGGCUGGGAGCAGCGGGCAAUAGAGCGCCGUGCGUAUAAGCUAGCAACAAAGCUAGCAGAGCAAUUAUUUGAGGAUAGAGCCGAGGAACUUAAGCAAAAAGCGAAAGACAUCGUGUCUAGUGGGCCACCACCGUGUGCAUGUGAACGACAUCAACGUAGUCCGGCGGUGUUUCCUUGCCUUGUGAAGACACCUGUUACCAAAACUGCGCAUAAGUAUGGCGAAGUAGCUCCAUCAUAUAUGAGACGCGCAAUACAAGAUGUGUCUUGCCUUAAACAUCAACUCCAGGACUUGAAAAAGAAGGUGGAUCAUAGUCCUACAACAAGCAAAGCUGUAAAGUGUCCAGAAAGUGAUAAAACUGUACCCCAUGAUGGACUAUUCCAUUGCAUAAAAGCUGAUACAUGUAAAUGUAAAGGUUCCGUAUUAAGUGGGCCAACUCAAGAAUCUAAAUUAAAUAAAUAUGUCCCAUCUAAUAUCAAGAACAAAUCACAAGUAUAUUCAGGAGAAGUAGAUAAAGCACAGUUUGAAUGCAUUGAAACCGAAACAUAUGUUUUAGAUCACCAAAACAAAAAUAGUAGAAAUUGCCAAGGAGUAAGUGAAGAUUUUAUUCAAGAUUUAGUCCGAAAAUCACAAUUGUUUCCAAAUAGUUGUGAUUAUUUGGUAAAGUUUUUAGGUGUUACUCUUACAAAUACAAGUUCACUCAAUGAAUCAAAGCAAAACCAUGACGAUAAUAUAUUGAAUACAUUUUCUAAAGAACCAAAUGAUCAAAAAAGUAUGAAAGAACUAUCCUUUAAAGUAAAUAUGAAAGAUAAUAAUAAAAGUUCAAAGUGUUAUUAUAGUUUAGAGAACUGUGUAGAUAAAGAUGUAAAUUUAGAAAAAACUGAAAGUAACAUAAAUACAAGUAAAUUACGUAAUGAAAACGACGAUGUCUGCGUUUGUUGUAAAAACAACGCAUCUUUGGAAACUUCAAAAGAUUUAGAGUUAAAUGCUUUUAACCUAUUAGAAGAACAUAUAAAAAAGAAAUUAGGAGAGUGUUUGCAAUCUUCCAGUAAAUCUUCUUGUAUAACAUCUGAGGAAGAAAAUGAAUUGUUUAAUACGAUACUCAUGAAAGUGAAAGAAGUCAUUUCAGAGAGUACUAAAGGUUUGAUUUGCAAACAUUGUGAGGAAAGCACUAAUCAAGGAAGUUGGUCAAGAGCGUAUGGCAUGUUACAAGAAUAUUUAAAAGUAAAAAUUAAACGUGUUCAAUGUUCAUGUGUAUCAAGUGAAGGACACGUAGAAUCUAUUCUACCAUCCAUUUUAAAAAAGGUUAGUGAUUUAAUAGAAAAUGAUUUUCAGAGGUUAAAAAAAAAGUGUAAGAAUGCCAUUGAUGAUAAAAAAAAUACAGAGAAGAUUGCCGAGGAUAAAAUAUUUUGCAACGAAAUGAUGAUCACGAAAGAAAAUGGAAAAGAAAAAGAUUCUUGUCUACAUCUUGAUAAAUCAUGCAAAGUGUUUGACAGCGUUUCAACUAAUUUAAGUACAGCAGAGAAAGAAGUUUCCUGUGAAUUUAAAAUAUAUGGUAUGGAUUGUAACUGUAAACAUAAGCCUGCAGAGUCAUCUGAUUUAGACAAAGAUUUAAUUGUUAAUCAAUAUACUGAGUUAAUAUCAAUAAACGACAAUGCCAUUAAAGAUAUUUUAAGCACAGCUGAAAUGGAAGGAAUUGGAAAGCAAAAAAUUGACGAUAGUGAUAAAAAUAAUAAAAGAAGCAAGCCGAACGUUAUAUCAAAAUUAUUUAUAUGCUGGGUGUUUCCUGUGCUUUUUAAAGGAAACAGGAGAGAUGUUGAAGAAGAUGACCUUAUUAUUCCAAAUAAACCGUAUGACUCUGAUAGACUUGGUGAGAAACUUCAAAGAUACUGGUUAGAUGAAUACCAGAAAGCUAUGCAUAAGAAUCGGAAGCCGUCGUUAUGGAAUGCACUAAUAAAAGCUUAUUGGUUGUCGUACAUGCCAGGAGCAAUUCUUCUUUUGAUAAACGCUACGGCAAGAACUAUACAACCAUUACUGUUCUCCGAGCUAUUGACAUAUUGGUCAGCUAAUCCUGCUCAUACGAUAACCCGAAGAGAGGCUGGUUUUUAUGCUAUCGGCAUGUUAGUACUAAAUAUUAUUAGUGCCUUUUCUCAUCACCAUAAUAGCUUGUUUGUUAACCGAUUCAGUUUAAAAAUGAAGAUAGCUUGCUCUUCUCUAAUAUACAGAAAGGUACUCCGUAUGAGCCAGUUAUCUAUUGGCGAAGUUGCAGCUGGAAAACUGGUGAAUUUAUUGUCAAACGAUGUAGCUCGCUUUGACAUGGCAUUUAUGUUUUUGCAUUACUUGUGGCUAGUGCCGUUGCAGCUAACGUUUGUAUUAUACUUCCUGUAUGACGCUGCAGGGUAUGCCCCAUUUGUUGGUCUCUUCUCUGUUAUUAUUUUAGUACUACCGAUACAAGCUGCUCUUACGAAACUCACGGCUGUAAUAAGACGAGUAGUUGCGCAAAGAACCGACAAGCGAAUCAAGUUGAUGGGCGAAAUUAUCAAUGGAAUUCAGGUGAUUAAAAUGUACGCCUGGGAAAAAUCUUUUGAGAAAGUUGUGAAGAUUGUCAGAGCUUUCGAACUAGCGGCCCUAAGGAAAUCUAUAUUUGUGCGCAGCGUGUUUUUGGGUUUCAUGAUGUACGCUGAGAGAAGCACUUUAUUUAUUACAUCGUUGACUAUUAUUCUCUCAGGGACGUUGCUAAGAGCUGAUCUGAUUUACCCAGUCAAAGUAUUUUUAGGAAUCGUGCAGAUAAAUUUGACGUUUAUUUUACCGCUAGCUAUAGCCAGUUUAUCUGAGUUAAAUGUGUCUUUAGGACGUAUACAGAAAGUACUUGUAAUGGAUGAAAGGGAAGAUUUAUCAUUGAUAAGUGCUAAUGAACCUCUAAUUCCUGUAACAUUUAAUGGCAAACCAUCAACAUUAGCAACAAACUCCAUAGUGGUGAGGAAAUAUUCUACUACGGAAAAGCUUUCCAGAUCUUCGAUUGUAUUGAGCGAAUAUGUUGUGGAGCUGUCCGGUGCCUGCGCUUCUUGGACAAAAUCAAAUGAAGAAAUGACUCUUAAAGAUAUCACAAUGAACAUACGGAACGGCAAAUUGUGUGCUAUUGUCGGGUCUGUUGGUUCUGGAAAAUCUUCCUUACUUCAAGUACUUCUUCGUGAACUGCCCCUCAGUAGCGGCAACUUAAAUGUAAAAGGGAGCUUGUCAUAUGCCUGCCAAGAGUCAUGGCUAUUCCCCUCGACUGUGCGUGACAACAUACUCUUUGGACUGCCUUAUGAAGUAGAGAGGUACAAGGAGGUGUGUCGCGUGUGCUGUUUGACGCCAGAUUUCAAGCAAUUUCCAUACGGCGAUCUUUCGCUGGUGGGAGAGCGUGGCGUAUCAUUAUCAGGGGGACAAAAAGCUAGAAUUAACUUAGCUCGAGCUGUCUAUAGAGAAGCAGACAUAUACUUAUUAGAUGACCCAUUAUCGGCGGUUGACGCGAAUGUCGGGAGGCUAUUAUUUGAAAGAUGUAUACAGGAGUAUUUAAGCGGACGGACGAGAGUCCUUGUUACGCAUCAAGUACACUUCCUCAAGUCUGCGGAUUUCAUUGUUGUUCUGAAAGAAGGUUCAAUAAAAAAUAUGGGCUCAUAUGACGACUUGGUAAAAUCGGAAGUGGAAUUCUCGUCGUUAGUUUCAGACGAAAGUCAUGAAGACAGAAAAACUGAAAAGGAUAACAAACCAAUAUUACAACAUGCGGUAUCGAAAGUAUCGGUCAGAAGUACCGAAAACCCGGCAGAAGAAAAGGCACAAGUUCAGGCUGCAGAGGAAAGGGCUAAAGGGAACCUGGAGUGGGGGGUCAUAAAGCGUUAUUUAGAGUCUGUAAAUUCGUGGCUUAUUGUAUUUUUGGCUAUAUUUGCAGUAUUAGUUACUCAGUUUGGAGCGACGUUUUCAGACUACUGGCUGAGUUAUUGGACGAAUGAAGUUGACAAGUACGAGCAGUCACUACCACCUGAUGUAUACCCUGAUACGAGUUUGGGCACAAAAAUGGGACAUUUAACCACAGGGCAGUACCUUUGGAUUUUUGGUGGUGCGGUGCUUUUCAUAAUAAUCAUGACCCACGUACGAAUAGCUGGUUUUGUUAUGAUGACGAUGCGUGCCUCGCAAAACCUUCAUGACGUGAUGUUUACGAAUUUGAUUGCAGCCGUAAUGCGGUUUUUCAAUACCAACCCCUCAGGUCGCGUACUUAAUAGAUUUUCCAAGGAUAUGGGCGCUAUGGAUGAAAUUUUACCACGUAGUAUAUUAGAGUCAUUACAAAUGUACUUAUUCGUAGCGAGUGUGCUGGUAUUGAAUGCACUAGCACUUCCUUGGACAUUAAUACCGACUGCAAUAUUAUUAGUUAUCUUUGUUUUUCUACUUAAAUGGUUUUUAAAUGCUGCACAGGCUGUGAAGAGAUUGGAAAGUACCACUAAAAGUCCUGUAUUUGGUAUGAUUAAUUCAACUAUUGCUGGAUUGUCUACAGUUAGAAGUUCUAAUUCUCAAUACAGGUUGCUUAGGAUGUUUGAUGAUGCUCAGGACAUCAAUACGAGCGCUUUUUACACGUUUUUAGGAGGUUCCUCAUGUUUUGGUUUAUACUUGGAUGUAUUAUGUCUCAUAUAUCUUGGAAUCAUAUUGGCCGUUUUUAUUUUUAUUGAUUUCGGGGGUUUGGUCGAGGUGGGCAGCGUGGGCCUAGCCGUAAGCCAGUCUUUGGCACUCACCAUGAUUUUGCAAAUGGCGGCGAGAGUCACUGCAGAAUUACUCGCUCAAAUGACUUCUGUUGAAAGAGUGCUCGAGUAUUCAAGACUUCCUGCUGAGGAAAACAUGGAAACUGGAGAUACUCGCCCACCGCAGAGCUGGCCAUCCGAUGGGCAGGUGCAAUUCGAAAACGUCAGUCUCAAGUAUGGUGCAGAAGAUCCUCCGGUUCUCAAAAAUUUAAACUUUACAAUACAAAGUGGAUGGAAGGUUGGCAUUGUAGGAAGGACAGGAGCUGGAAAAUCUUCACUGAUUUCGGCUCUCUUCAGAUUGUCGAUUGUCGAAGGAAGUAUAAAGAUUGAUGGUGUUGAAACCAUUGGUAUACCUAAGAAGCUAUUGAGAUCCAAGAUAUCUAUUAUUCCUCAAGAUCCCAUACUGUUUUCUGCAACACUGCGUUACAACUUGGAUCCAUUUGAUCACUAUAGUGAUGAUGAAAUUUGGAGAGCUUUAGAACAAGUAGAACUAAAAGACGCAGUGACGUCACUCGAUUACAAUGUCUCGGAAGGCGGAGCCAAUUUCUCCGCAGGACAGCGUCAGUUGGUCUGCCUCGCGCGUGCAGUACUCCGCUCCAAUAAAAUUCUCGUGAUGGACGAGGCGACAGCUAACGUAGACCCCCAGACUGACAGCUUAAUCCAAACUACCAUUCGUCGGCAGUUUGCAUCGUGCACAGUAUUAACCAUAGCGCAUCGCCUCAACACCAUCAUGGACUCAGAUCGUAUUCUUGUCAUGAACAGAGGAGAGGUGGCUGAGUUCGAUCACCCGCAUGUAUUGCUGUCGGAUCCUAAUAGUUUACUCAGCUUCAUGGUUAGGGAGACAGGGACCAGCUUGAGUGGUGCCCUGUUUAAGACUGCGAAAGACAAGUAUUUUAGCGAAAAUGAAGAGAUCUUGAAAGAUAAAUAAUAUAUUUCUUUUAUUUUACUAUAUCAUCGUUGUUUGUACUUCGUAUUAUCAAUUAGGA